CAUAUAUGUAUAGCCGCCGCACCAGGAAGCAGGAACCACCACGAACCCACAGAGGAGCUAAUCUACUUCUCCUCGGCUCUCCCUGACCCACUCUCCACAGCUUUCAUCGGGAGCUCGAAUUCUUUCAGCAGGCAUCGUGCUAGGGUGGAGACCCUUUUCAUGGAAAGAAGCGACGAAUACUAGUAACUGUGAGGAAACUUGUUCGCCUGAAUGGAGGAGGGAGGCUUCCAGGUCCAGCCCGGUACCUCUGUGAGGUUCACGGCGUCACCGGAGAGCCCAGACAUCGACUGGGACGGCCUAGAUCUGGUACCUCUCCCCGGCGACAUCUCGUGGCCUGAAGUGGGGAUCGACGCGUCAAGCUUGUUUGCUUCUUCCUCCAUCUUCCUCUCAGAUGGCACAACCACCACGGCUGCUACAAACACCUUCUUGAGUCCACCAAACACCUGCUCGAGUCAACCUGGUACCCGUGUGGCAGUGGCACACACCAUGGCGUCCGAAGGUGCGAUGGUUGACUUGGAUGAGCUGCUCUCCGGCGACGACCCCUGGCUUCAAGUGGCGACCAUCGCUUCAAGCUCAACCAGCUUCUUUGAUUCUCCCUCCACCUUCCCCUCAGAUGCCACAACCAACAGGGGCACGCUCUCAUUCUCUCCUGGAGCGGCCGUUGACUCGGAUCAUGUCCUCGAGCAGCCGCUCUUUCUCUCUCCGGCGACAACCCCGGCCUGGCUUCAUUUCGCGACCGACGCUUCCAGCUGCUCUCCCAGCUCCUUUGCUUCUCCCUCCACCUUCCUCUUAGAUGCCACAACAGACAGCUCGGUGCCUGCAAGUAGAAACACUUGCUUGAUCCAGACCAGCAUCCCCGUGCCGCGCACCACCUUGUCCCAAUGUGUGGCCGACGACUUGGAUCUCCCGGAGCAGCUGCUCCCCGACGACAAACCCUGGUUUGGAGUAGCGCCCAACACUUCAAGAUCUCCCAACUUCUUCGCCACUCCCUCCAUCUUCCCCUCGGAUGCCAAAUCCACCAUGGUCACCGUCCGGGAACGGCUUACGCAAGCACUAGCCUACAUUGAGGAGAUGCAAAGAGACAAACAUGUGCUUCUCCAGGUAUGGGUGCCGACCAUGAGUUACGGUCAGUUGGUGCUGACGACGAGGGGGAUGCCAUUCACGCUCAACAAGAGCUCGGAGAGGCUCGUGCAGUUCAGGGACGUAUCGACGCGGUACCAGUUGUCUGCAGAUGUUGCGUCGAAGGGCUCACCUGUGGGGCUCCCAGGGAGGGUCUUCAUCGGCAAGCUCCCCGAGUGGUCUCCAGACGUUCGGUACUUUACCAGCUAUGAGUAUCCUAUGGUGGCCCAUGCGCAAUAUUUGGACGUCCACGGGACGAUGGGUCUGCCGGUGUUCGAGAAGGGGAACCCCUCGUGCUUGGGUGUCAUUGAGUUGAUCAUGACCAGGCAGAAGCUCAAUUUCACCUCUGAGAUCAAUAACAUCUGCAGUGCUCUCCAGGCGGUUAACCUGAGGUCCUCAGAAGUUUCAAGCAUUCCACGCGCAAAGUUCAGUAGUGCCUCAUACAAAGACGCUCUACCGGAGAUAUUGGAAGUCUUAAGAGCCGCCUGCGUCACCCACAAUCUACCAUUAGCACAAACAUGGGCCACCUGUGCUCAACAGUGGAAACGGGGCAGUCGCCACUCAGAUGAGAACUACCAGCACUGCAUCUCUACCAUUGACGCAGCUUGCUACGUGAACGACCCUCAGAUGCAGAAUUUCCAUGAUUCCUGCUCCGAUCACCACCUUCUGCUCAAGCAAGGGGUUGCAGGGAAAGCCUUCACCACGAACCAGCCGUGCUUCCUACCAGACAUUGGAUCUUCAGCUAAACCGGAUUACCCAUUAUGUCACCAUGCUAAGAUCUUCAAUUUAAAAGGUGCAGUGGCGAUCCGGUUAAGAUGCACACGCACUGGGACGGCGGACUUCGUGCUGGAGUUCUUCCUGCCGACGGACUGUGAAGCACUCGAGGAGCAGAAGGCAGUGUUGGACACCUUGUCGGGAACCAUGCAAAAUGUUUGCCAAACACUACGCACGGUUACAGACAAGGAGCUGGAGGACGACGCGAUGAAGCCCAACUCAUUUGGCGGUCUUCAGAUGAACAAGAAGGCGAAUAAAAGAAAACCGAUGGCACCAAGAUCAACCGUGUGGAAAAGCUUUACAAAGGUCAUGGUUGGAGAUACUGUCAAGGCUAAGUGCAACUAUUGUGGUGAAAACUAUUGCUGUGAAUCGAAAAACGGUACAUCCUCAUUGAUAUCUCACUUGAAAAGGUGCAAACUUAAUCCCAAUAAGUCGUCCGUAGGGGUAUGUAUAUACGUAUAGGCUAGUAUGUUUAUCUUUUUUCUUCUCUUCACUUAAAGUGUCACAUUUUUUUCAAAUGUAAAAAUAAAUGCGGCCAGCAAGGUUCGAACUA
Molecule: messenger RNA, 2446 nt
Organism: Aegilops tauschii subsp. strangulata
Lineage: Eukaryota; Viridiplantae; Streptophyta; Magnoliopsida; Poales; Poaceae
Product: protein NLP4
Molecular function (GO): DNA binding; DNA-binding transcription factor activity
Source: RefSeq, a predicted model, not a curated record